AUGACCGCGGGCUCCGGCGUGCUCCUCGUGCUGCUCUCGCUCUCCGGCGCGCUCCGGGCCCACAGUGGGGAUCUUACAGCCAGGGAGACGUGCAAGGCUGGAUUCUCUGAAGAAGACUACACAGCACUUAUCUCGGAGAAUAUUCUGGAAGGAGAGAAGCUUCUCAAAGUCUCCUUCAGCAGCUGUCUGGGGGCCAAGGGGACCCAGUAUGAGACCAACAGCGUGGACUUCAAAGUGAGGGCGGACGGGACGGUCUUUGCCACCCGGGAGCUGCGCAUCCCCUCCGACCAGGUGGCCUUCACCGUGACCGCGUGGGAUGGCCAGACCGCCGAGCGAUGGGACGCUGUGGUGCGGCUGCUGGUGGCCCAGCCCUCGUCGGCGCACGCCGCACACAAGAAAGGGAAGCCGAGCGCAGGUCUGGCCGCCCGGCAGCCUCCCAACGACACGCUGCUGCCGUGGCCGCAGCACCACAGCGCCAGCGGGCUGAGGAGACAGAAGCGAGACUGGGUCAUCCCGCCCAUCAACGUGCCGGAGAACUCCCGCGGGCCCUUCCCCCAGCAGCUGGUGCGGAUCCGGUCCGACAAAGACAACGACAUCCCCAUCCGGUACAGCAUCACGGGCGUGGGCGCCGACCAGCCCCCCAUGGAGGUCUUCAGCAUCGACUCCAUGUCUGGACGCAUGUAUGUCACUCGGCCCAUGGACCGGGAGGAGCGAGCCUCCUACCACCUCAGAGCCCACGCCGUGGACAUGAACGGCAACAAGGUGGAGAACCCCAUCGACCUGUACAUCUACGUCAUCGACAUGAAUGACAACCGUCCCGAGUUCAUCAACCAGGUCUACAACGGCUCUGUGGACGAAGGCUCUAAGCCAGGCACCUACGUGAUGACGGUCACGGCCAACGACGCCGAUGACAGCACCACGGCCAACGGGAUGGUGCGGUACCGGAUCGUGACCCAGACCCCGCAGAGCCCGUCCCAGAACAUGUUCACCAUCAACAGCGAGACGGGGGACAUCGUGACGGUGGCGGCUGGCCUGGACCGGGAGAAAGUGCAGCAGUACACAGUCAUUGUUCAGGCCACAGACAUGGAAGGGAACCUCAACUACGGCCUCUCGAACACGGCCACGGCCAUCAUCACCGUGACCGACGUGAACGACAACCCGCCAGAGUUCACGGCAAGCACGUUCGCCGGGGAAGUGCCCGAAAACCAGGUGGAGGUGGUGGUCGCCAACCUGACCGUCAUGGACCGAGAUCAGCCCCACUCACCAAACUGGAAUGCCUUCUACCGCAUCAUCAGCGGGGACCCCUCGGGACACUUCAGCAUCCGCACGGACCCCGUCACCAACGAGGGCAUGGUCACUGUGGUGAAGGCCGUCGACUACGAGCUGAACAGGGCGUUCAUGCUGACCGUGAUGGUGUCCAACCAGGCGCCUCUGGCCAGCGGGAUCCAGAUGUCCUUCCAGUCUACGGCGGGGGUGACCAUCUCCGUCAUGGACGUCAACGAGGCGCCCUACUUCCCCUCGAACCACAAGCUGAUCCGCCUGGAGGAGGGCGUGCCCACGGGCACCGUGCUGACCACGUUUUCGGCAGUGGACCCCGACCGGUUCAUGCAGCAGGCCGUGAGAUACUCAAAGCUGUCGGACCCGGCGAACUGGCUGCACAUUAAUGCCACCAAUGGCCAGAUCACCACGGCAGCCAUCCUUGACCGCGAGUCCCUCUACAUCAAAAACAACGUCUAUGAGGCCACCUUCCUGGCGGCUGACAACGGGAUCCCCCCGGCCAGCGGCACAGGGACCCUCCAGAUCUAUCUAAUCGACAUCAACGACAACGCCCCGGAGCUGCUGCCCAAGGAGGCCCAGAUCUGCGAGAAGCCCAGCCUGAACGCCAUCAACAUCACCGCGGCCGACGCCGACGUGGACCCCAACAUCGGCCCCUACGUCUUCGAGCUGCCCUUUGUCCCGGCCGCUGUGCGCAAGAACUGGACCAUCACCCGCUUAAACGGUGACUAUGCUCAGCUGAGCCUGCGCAUCCUCUACCUGGAGGCUGGGAUGUACGACGUCCCCAUCAUCGUCACAGACUCCGGGAACCCCCCACUGUCCAACACAUCGGUCAUCAAGGUCAAGGUGUGCCCGUGCGACGAGAACGGUGACUGCACCACGGUUGGCGCCGUGGCGGCGGCUGGUUUGGGCACCAGCGCCAUCGUGGCCAUCCUCAUCUGCAUCGUCAUCCUGCUCACCAUGGUCCUGCUGUUCGUCGUGUGGAUGAAGCGGAGGGAGAAGGAGCGCCACACGAAGCAGCUGCUCAUCGACCCCGAGGACGACGUGCGCGACAACAUCCUCAAGUACGACGAGGAAGGGGGCGGCGAGGAGGACCAGGACUACGACCUCAGCCAGCUGCAGCAGCCGGAGGCCAUGGAGCACGUGCUGAGCAAGGCCCCGGGGGUGCGGCGGGUGGACGAGCGGCCCGUGGGCGCCGAGCCUCAGUACCCGGUCAGGCCCGUGGUGCCGCACCCGGGAGACAUUGGAGACUUCAUCACCGAGGGCCUCCGAGCCGCCGACAAUGACCCCACAGCUCCCCCCUACGACUCGCUGCUGGUCUUCGACUACGAAGGCAGCGGCUCCACCGCGGGCUCCGUCAGCUCCCUGAGCUCGACCAGCUCCGGGGACCAAGACUACGAUUACCUGAACGACUGGGGGCCCAGGUUCAAGAAGCUGGCGGACAUGUACGGAGGCGGCGAGGAGGACUGAGCGGCCGGGGGGCCUGUGCGGGCGCCGGGCUGCCGGCUCCCUGCGGACGGACGUGUCCCUCAGUGGUGUGUUAGGGGUCCCUCCCCGCCCCAGCCCCCCCAACAGUGAGCUGUCUGGCAUGAACGCGACCCGCCCCGCGGCGCGCACGGCCCACCGCAGGAGCGGGCUGGCGCCGGGAGAGCGGGAGGCCCUCUGUCUUAACUUGAAUUUCCUAGAACAGAAGCACUGUUUUUAAAAACAAAAAAAGAAAGUGCCUUUUGGUACAUGUAUCAGAUUCCCUCAAACUCAGGAGUGACUAAGAGCAAGCAGACAGACCACGUACGUCCCCCCAACCCCGUCCUGAGCGCCCCCAGCCCCAGCCAGUCCCGCUCUGAAGGCACCAAUUAAGGAAUCGGGGAGACUGGGUCUUUCUUUUCUUAAGUGGGUGAUUUGCUUAACAAAAGUUGCUUAACAGUUUGGGGUCCAAAUCCCAUCAGCCCUUCUGAGUUCUCCAGUUUUGCUCUACACGGUCGGGGUCUCCUGAGCCCUCAGGUGUCCGUGAGGCUGGAGGGAUGCAGGACGCCCAGCCGCAGAGCGUUCCCCAGGGGCGGAGGCGGGCCUGCCCACCAAACACGCCACUGUGUGCACUUGGCUUUCCCUGCGUCUUUGGCUGCCCUCUGACGCCAGACGCUGUAGAUAGCUGGGGUGGGGAGGGCGCCAAGGGGUUUCCCUGAUGCUCACCCUCUCUGCCCUCGGCUGUCCCCGGGUCCCGCCCCCAGAGACGACUGUUGCCCCAAACUCCGCCCAAGUCCCUGUUGCCUUUGGUCCGGAAGAGUACGGCGUCCCCGUAAGCCACAGCCCAAACCAGCCGGCAUCCCCAGAAACCCUGCCUCGAGCCCUCCACCCCUCACGAUUGGAUUCCUGAAGGACCCCGUCAGAGGACCAGCCCCCGAGAACGGCGCGGCCAGCCACCCCGAGGGCCGUGCCGACGGCAGGCAGGGCUGGGAACCGCACGAGCCGCAGCCUUUCUGCGUCCGAGUCCCUGCUGCUCCUGAGCUCACGUGCACGGCAAAGACACGCUCCGAGUGGCCCGGCUGUCCCAACGUCGCUGCGCCGUCUGUCCCCCAGGCGCGUCUGGACGGCGCCCACCUGGAGCAGCAGCCUGUCUCCUUUCCUCCGGACUCAGGUCAGCCCUGAGCAGCUGCCGACUCUCAGAGUUGGAACAGCCCUUUGCACGGGCAGGUCCGACGCGCACACCUGACUCAAGAGUCCGUUCCGCAGGACAGUGAAAGGCGCCGUGUCCCCAGACCCACUGGGGAGACCUCACCGUGCUUGCUUGCUGGGUGAGAAGAGGUUCCUUGGGCCCCUGCAGGAGAAGACAGCCUUGUGGGAGAACCCGGGUCUAUUCACAGGCUCCCCAAGAAAGGGGGCGAAGGGUGCGCUGGCCCUGGGCGGGACUUGGCAUUGGGAUACACUUGGGGGCAGUUUCCCGCCCUGGAGCCCUGGGUCAGGCAAAGCCUUGAGGGCCUGGGGGGUGGGCACUCAGCUUGCUCUCCGUGCCAUCCGUCUGGGGUCUGGGGUUCUUUGAUGCAGUCUCGGUCUAUGACCUGUUUCUUGCCUAUGAUCACCCUCUUUUCCAAACAACUUUGGCCUCAGAGGUGUCCCUGAGGGACCGUGUGUGCAGUGAGCCUGGGUUUGUCCCCACUGGAGGGCAGGGCUCCGCCCCACACCAGACCCUUCGCCAACUCCGCGUUCUCCCAGAGCUCAGCUGAGGCCGUGAGCGCUCGUGUGUGGCCUGAUGGUGGCGAGCCUGUAGCAGGCUCUGUCCCUGACCCUGUCCCGCCUGCCUGGGGAGGAAGGGAGGGACAAAGGCAGUCACCGUGUCACACUGGAUGCCCCCUCCGUGCAGACCGCAGUCUCACAGGGUCGGGGCGGGGGGCUGGUCUGCAAGGGGCGGAGGCCAGGACCGCUAUCCAAAGCUGAGCCCCACAGAUGCGUUGGGCCCAGCCAAGGACUGUCCCGGCGUCUGGGGGCGUGGCCAUUCGAGGGCUUGCUGGUGGGGUCAGGGCUAGUGGAGGUGAGUCGGAAUCUUCUGUGUUUUGUUUGUUUUUGGAAAGUUCAUCCACCUGUCGAACUUCUGAGUGUGAACACGGUCCAGGCGCUGAGGCAGCUGUGGGCUCUUCUCUGAAGUCCAGAGUCCACCCCUGGGUCCCCAAGGCCCUGGGCUCUCCUCAGGGACAGAUGUGCCAGGCCCGGCCCAGGACCCGGCCUCCUGCACACCGAUCCCGUGGACCCCGGCAUAGGUGCCUGUGUCCUCUGCCUCCUCACCCCACACCCCUGCCCCUCACCACCACCCGGUCUAAAUCCUGCAGGCUGAGGCUCUGGCAGCCAGCUGGGGGGUGUUGAUGGGGGACCUCUCGCGCCAUCCCUGCUCCAAAAUGUCUAGACAGCUGCCCCUCUCACUCGCCCCUGCAGUCCCUGGGGGCCAGAGCAAGAGGGGGUUCCCGCGCCCUCCCACAUCCACCUCGGAACAGGUCCCGAGGUCAAGUUAGGGUUAGCUCAGUGUGCAAGCAGUGUCAAACGCUUCUCUCACGUAGCUUGUAGACACCAUGUGCCCAUGAUCAGGGUCACGGAGGCCCAGACGCGGCAAAGUGCUAGGGCACAGUUUCCUUUCCGUAGGGGGUUUCGUUCUGUGGACAGGACACAGCUGUGCUGCGGGGCAGAGGCGAGAACGAGGCAGUGGUUGGCGCGCACCCCAGCCGAGGACCCCCCCGUGUCUGGGCCUCCCACCACCAAAGCGUCGGGGUAACGGCCAAACGUCAGGUCCUCGAAUUGCCUCAGUUUCCCUAGCAUGAGCACUGGCCAACACACAUGGUCCUUUGAGAUGGCACCUCUGUCUUCUGCAAGGUACAAAGUUAGGGGAGUCUCCGUGUUUGUCGGUGCUAAAAAAAGAAAAAAAAGCACCAAAAAACCUGAAAAGAAAGUCUCCCACACACAGCGCAUCCCGUGGACCAGCCCACACGGCCCGGCGCCGGGCCGGCCCUGCCCAGCGGCCACACGGCGGGAGCCACUCUGUGUAUAAUUGGAACGCGUUUUGCUCUUUCUUUUCUCUCCUUUUCCCGUUCUGAUUUUUGUUUUUUGCAUGUUUCUUUCUGAAAAUGGACAAAAUGUGUAGCAGCCCGCAUGACUGUGGUUGUUUUGGGGAAAGAUACCGGAGUGUGACGUGUCCCACUGCGACUCCCAGCACCGCGCAGUUAGGCAACGCCCCAACUUUUUUUGUAACCGUCAACAGCACAACUAUUUUGUAUUGUUGUUUGUAUCAUUUUGUACCAAAAAAAAAGAAAAAAAGAAAAAAAAGGAAAAAAGAAAAGAAGGGAAGAGCAUCGAUGUUUUCUCAGUGUGUUUUUAGUGCCGGGCGGCCGGUUCCACAGCGAGCGGUGUGCUGGGGCGGAGGCGGGGCCCUGGCGCUGCUCCCGGCGAGUCAAUAAAGUUCCCCUUUGAAAUA
Molecule: messenger RNA, 6229 nt
Organism: Hyaena hyaena (striped hyena)
Lineage: Eukaryota; Metazoa; Chordata; Mammalia; Carnivora; Hyaenidae
Gene: CDH4
Product: cadherin 4
Exons: 16
Coding region: 1-2745 (914 amino acids)
Biological process (GO): homophilic cell-cell adhesion; multicellular organism development; cell-cell junction assembly
Cellular component (GO): plasma membrane; adherens junction; catenin complex
Molecular function (GO): cadherin binding; calcium ion binding
Source: RefSeq, a predicted model, not a curated record